This is a messenger RNA of Histoplasma mississippiense, 2436 nucleotides long. RefSeq lists its product with no specific name. Gene Ontology annotation, molecular function: oxidoreductase activity; carbohydrate binding. Bases 1 to 2436 code for a protein of 811 amino acids. The record is from RefSeq and is a predicted model, not a curated record. The transcript has 8 exons. Lineage: Eukaryota; Fungi; Ascomycota; Eurotiomycetes; Onygenales; Ajellomycetaceae.
AUGGCCGGAACCAAUUAUAAACCACCCGAAUACCUCAGCAAACGUCCCUAUGAGUACUACGCAAUUACCGGCAUCAAAGCAGGGACGGUGCCUGACCAGAAGAAAGCUCCAAUCCGUCAAGAAAUUGACGAAUGGAGCAACAACAAGGCAAAUGCCGAUCAGGUAGACCUGUUUGUGAUGGCAUGGCGCAAUUUGAUGAAUACGUCUCCUCGAGAGAGAGGCUCCUUUUUCCAAGUUGCUGGGAUCCACGGCCAACCAUAUGUUCCAUACGAUGAGCCAGACACCGACUUGGCAGAUAUCAAAGACAAGGGGUAUUGCACUCAUAACAAUAUCCUUUUCCCAAUAUGGCAUCGUCCGUAUCUUGCACUAUUGGAACAACUCCUUUACGAAAACAUGAUCUCGGAUAUCAUCCCUAAGUUCCCAAAGGAUAAGCAAGCCGGACUCAAGGAAGCUGCGGAUUCCUGGAGACUUCCAUUCUGGGAUUGGGCCAUCAACCAUAGAGUGCCCACACUCGCCAAAUACCCGACAACUACUAUCCCAACCCCCAAUGGAAAACGAGAGAGAGUGGAAAACCCUCUCUACCAAUUUAAAAUGUCAACAAACGAGCCAUUUCUAUCCGAAGGAGUCGGUCAAGUCUUCGACCCUUGGGCAGGGGAAGUGGUACAGUUCGGACCUUGUAUCGGAACCAGUAGAAGCCCUGAUAUUGAAGAUAGCCAAAAUCCUGAAUCCGAAACUUGGAAAAACGGCGUGGUAAACAACAACCAGGUCGGGAUUGCGCUCAAAAGCCCAGGUUGGAUGGGAGAUGGAAAAUACGGAGCCGCUUCCGAAAUGGUGUACCGUUUGCUCACACACCCCUUGGAUUACCCUUCCUUCGCUACCACUUUCCGUGCUAAAGGACAAGAUGACAUCAGCAAAGAUAUCAAUCUCGAAUAUAUCCAUAACAACGUCCAUGGCUGGGUGGGAGGUAAUUAUACUGGGCAUAUGUCAGAAAUUCCCGUGGCAACAUUUGACCCUCUUUUCUGGCUUCACCAUUGCAACAUUGAUCGGAUGUGGGCUAUCUGGCAGGCUUUGAAUCCAGACAAAUGGUUCGAAACUGCAGACAAGAACACUUUCUUUCAAGAGGCCAUUGGACUUGCAGAUACCAUCACGCCGCAGACGAAACUUCGUCCCUUCCAUACGGACACAAAGGGCACUUGCUGGACCCCUGAGGGCGCUAGAGACGUUUUGAACUUUGGCUAUACGUAUCCCGAAUUGCAAACAUGGGACGCGAAAUACAAUGCCGGAGGGGCGUAUAACAGGGACCUACAUGUGACUGAUAUCAGGAAAAUAAUCAACGAAAAGUAUGGAGCUUCACGAACUGAAUUGCUGAAGAACCCUGCCCUCGGCGACAAGACAGAUGAUGGAGUUAAAUCAAACGACUUUGCAUUUAGCGUCCGAUACAAGAAGUAUGCGUUGGGUGGAAAUCCCUUCACUAUCAAAAUAUAUCUAGCUCCAGGCGAUGGGAAGCCCAGAACCCCAGAAAGUGACUAUGUUACUGAGGUUUACAAUUUCAGCUUCCCGUCGAUUGUCGAUGGGAAGGAAGUCUGCAGUAACUGCACUUCCGUAGAAGCAACUGAUUCGAAGGCCACCUCCUAUCUCUCGAUUACAUAUGUUCUUGUGCAAUGUGUUAAGAGGGGGGUCUUGGCAUCUUUGGACGAAGCUACUGUUACCAAAUUUCUCCAGAAAAAUUUGUACUGGAGACUUUACCAGCAUGGAAGGGAACUGGGCAGGUACGAGAUGGAAAAAAUUGAGCUUGAAGUUCUUGGCUCCUUCAAUACCGCCCAGCACCACAAAAAUGCAACCAUACUAUCCGGAUUUAAAGGUUUCCGCGAUAUUCCAUCACUAGCAGGUGGCCCUGAUGGGGCUCUCGAUCCAAAGCUGAAGAAGAAACCAGCGCCGCCACCAACCAACCCUCCUGCUCCUCCAUCAGCAGGGCUCCAUCUGAAUAGCUCGCUCGACCUUAAAUCCGACCUCACGGCUGACGGUGUGAUAAUUCUCGACUCUACCUCAGUGGACUUGAACCAGAUUCAGACAGACACCAUCGACAACACCCAGGUGACCUUCAAGAAUGGAAAUGAUACCUUGUUCUUGAUCUCCUUCCGUCGUGCAGAGGGCCAGAUCGUAUUUAACACCAACUUGGGAGGCAAAUGGGGUCCAGAGGAGAGAGUCAGCCUCGAUGGCAAAUUGAAACACCCUCAGGCCGCAAUCAUGGUGCAUGAUCAAGGUGAAGGAUUCGAAGUCAGCAUUGAUUUCGUUCACGUGGCUUGGUUCAAAAAGAGAGAUCCCAGGCCUAUCAAGACCUUGCGGUACGGAACGAAUAAGAAUCAGAAGCCGGUGCUGGCUGAUGUCUUGAAGGUGUCAGUGUAUCCCUCGAUGCAGAAGGUUUUCACUCGUUAA